Molecule: messenger RNA, 365 nt
Organism: Sinocyclocheilus grahami
Lineage: Eukaryota; Metazoa; Chordata; Actinopteri; Cypriniformes; Cyprinidae
Product: fatty acid-binding protein, intestinal-like
Exons: 3
Coding region: 39-365 (108 amino acids)
Molecular function (GO): lipid binding
Source: RefSeq, a predicted model, not a curated record
AAGUUAGGCCACCGUCAGGAUCACAGCAGUCUGUCAUCAUGGCCUUCAACGGGACCUGGAAAGUCGACCGCAAUGACAACUACGAGAAGUUCAUGGAGGAAAUGGGCAUCAACAUGGUUAAGAGGAAACUAGCGUCUCAUGACAACCUGAAGAUCACUGUGGAACAGACCGGAGACAAGUUCCACCUGAAGGAAGUCAGCACUUUCCGCACGGUGGAAAUUAACUUUACUCUAGGCGUCAACUUUGAAUAUUCCAUGGCAGACGGCACUGAGCUCACAGGAUCCUGGGUCAUGGAGGGCGACACGCUUAAGGGGACGUUCACACGCAAGGACAACGGAAAGUUGCUAAUAUGCAAAAAAAUCUAA